Messenger RNA from Dictyostelium discoideum AX4, 516 nucleotides. RefSeq lists its product as hypothetical. The transcript has a single exon. Bases 1 to 516 code for a protein of 171 amino acids. The record is from RefSeq and is a predicted model, not a curated record. Gene Ontology annotation, biological process: DNA integration; DNA recombination. Gene Ontology annotation, molecular function: DNA binding. NCBI's taxonomy places the organism in Eukaryota, Evosea, Eumycetozoa, Dictyosteliales, Dictyosteliaceae.
AUGUUUGGUUUAGCAAGAUCAUCAGACUUGGUGAAGUGGUCGUUCAAAUGUCUCAUUAUUACUCCUGACUCAAUCAAAGGUCCAGUUAUUAAUGCUAAAGAACAAAGAAGUGGUGUUGUUUCAAUCUUAGAAUUAACUUCGUUAGAUGAUACAAACUCUCAAGUAUGCCCUGUUCGCCACCUUGCAACAUACCUUAGAGCCUCUAAAGGAAGAAGAAAGCCUCAUUCGGGUGACUCUGUCUUUAUUAAGAAUGAGGGUGAACCGCUCCAAGUUAAUGAUAUUAACUCAAUUGUACUAUCAACACUCUCAAAGUCAGGUAUUGAUAUUGCCAAGUUCAAAUCUCACUCUACCCGUUCCGCUCUGGCUUCUCUGCUGUUGUCCAAUAACGUUCCGUUCCACGUUGUCAAGAAGAUGGGUCGUUGGAAAUCAAACGAUACUGUAGAUACCUUCUACGAUAAAAGAAUCAUUGGUGAAAAAUCUGGUGGUUUCUUAAAUACUGUCGUCCAAAUUUCAUAA